Messenger RNA from Dreissena polymorpha, 579 nucleotides. RefSeq lists its product as uncharacterized. The record is from RefSeq and is a predicted model, not a curated record. Lineage: Eukaryota; Metazoa; Mollusca; Bivalvia; Myida; Dreissenidae. The coding region runs from base 106 to 543 and encodes 145 amino acids. The transcript is spliced from 3 exons.
UCACGUUAGGACAUCAUGCGCCAUUUCAAACUGAUUAAUAAGAACGAUACUUUAUCUAUAUAUUAGAAUUGUUUCAGUGACCAAUUUUAUGAUAUACGCUCAGCUAUGAUCAGGAUUGCAAGCCUGUAUUGUAUAUUUGUUGUUUCUGGGGCGAUGUUGUUUGGAGGACCAUGUGACCUGUCACCCGCUUACCAAUCAGGGAUACCCGACGAUUUAAACUGGUCCUCCAAAAUAUCAGUCCCCAAGUCCUGUACAAACGGCACAUUUCGCUGGGACUACCCGAGGGGUCAUGUGAUCCUGCUUUUUGAGGACUUCGGUAGGGCGACCGUGGCUUGCUUCCGGGAUUCCCUCGGGGGCGGAUUCUUUAACAUUACUGACAUCACUCCAGGGCAUCAUAUGACACAGCUUCCGAAUGUGGAGUGGGGAAGCGACAAGAGCGUGUGUACAGCCGCCUCCAUUGAAAAACCUCUGAACAUACGUGUAGACGCUCCAGAGAUGAUGGUUUACAUGGGGGAGUUUGCAUACUUCCUUCAGUUUUCUUGAGCAAAGUAUUUUGGUAAUAAAUGUGUAUUUAGCUGA